Messenger RNA from Ostreococcus lucimarinus CCE9901, 375 nucleotides. RefSeq lists its product with no specific name. The annotation marks the transcript as partial. The transcript has a single exon. The record is from RefSeq and is a predicted model, not a curated record. Lineage: Eukaryota; Viridiplantae; Chlorophyta; Mamiellophyceae; Mamiellales; Bathycoccaceae.
GGGUACGACUACAGCGGGAAGAACUUCGAGGGCACCGGCGAGUACUUCACGAAGGGGUCGCUCAAGCGCGCGAACUUCAACGACGCGAAUUUGACCGGAAUCACGCUGUUCGGGGCGGAUUUAUCCAACGCGACGUUUGUGAACGCGAAUUUGAGCAACGCAAACCUGGGGCAGGCGAACCUGACGGGAGCGGAUUUCACGAACGCGAUUCUUAGCGGCGCCAUCGUGAGCAGCGCGCAGUUGGACGAGGUGAAGCUUACGAAUAGUGACUGGUCGGAUGUGAUCGUGCGAAAGGAUGUGCUGACGGGACUGUGUAAGGUGGCUGAUGGGGAGAAUCCGGUGACUGGGAACAUCACGGCGCUGAGUUUGAUGUGU